Molecule: messenger RNA, 3147 nt
Organism: Drosophila willistoni
Lineage: Eukaryota; Metazoa; Arthropoda; Insecta; Diptera; Drosophilidae
Exons: 2
Coding region: 574-2709 (711 amino acids)
Source: RefSeq, a predicted model, not a curated record
ACAGCAUCCCUGGCUGUGUCCUAGCAAGGACAUGCGCAAAAGCUCUCGCUUUCGAUUCCUCUGUAGGCAGCCCAGCCAAGUAAACUGUCAACAAACAAGCAUCCGAGAGUAACUGAGAGUAGUACAAUGGGGGAUGGAUAAGGAUGGAUUGAGCGAAAGAGUAGAAGUAAGCAUUCAAAAGGAGUCAGUCGUCUGCACAGCAUCAAAAAGAAAUUUUUUAAAAUCAGUUUCUCGUGGUCAACCAAAUGGCAAAGAGGGAACGAAAACAGCAGCUGCUCAAUUCAAUUGGAACAAGCGAAACUAUAUAAACGACAGUGGGCAGCCAAAGGACGAAGGACAAGAAGAGUGCAGUUAGUCGUGUGAAAAAAUGUUGCACUUGUUUUUGUAAUUGUUGUAUCGAAAGUGCAUGUAAAUGUGCCACACACAAGCAAUUAGCGAAAUCAGAACAACAUCUGUAACAAAAGAUGACAAAAUGUCAAGGACUUAAGUGAGCGUCAAGGCGUACAAUACGAGAGUGGAAAUUAUAGCGCAUUAAGAUUUGUUUGUUAGCCUAAAGAAAGGUCCUCAAACAGGAUGCGUGCCUACUACAGUGCAAAGGAUAAACGCAAAUACGGCGAUAUGAGCUAUGAGAGUAAAUAUCUGCUGGACCCCAAGUUCAUGACGAAAAGGGACUUGCAGCACUACUAUCGAUAUUACAAUAUGACAAAGAAUCGUGGUCAAUUAAAAAAAAUUGUAGUCAUCAUAUUUUUUGUGUGCGUCUUCUCGUAUCUCUUUGUCGACUACAAUUUGAGGACUAAACUACUUCGCCUCCGAGAUCGUUUCGACUUCAUAGCUCGCAUCUAUGAUGCCGACUAUAAUAUAAGUCAGGCAUACUUUGUGGAUACACCCGGGUGCAGAAUGCCAUAUUUUGAGAUUACAGACGAUAAUAUAGCACAGUUCAUGUUUAAGCCCAAGCCAUACUCUUGCAAAAAGUCCCUAAUUAAAGCAAGUGACGAUACGCCCGGAGAGUUGCAUUUGAAUAUGCAACCCAAUGAGCUCCUGAGUUACUACAAUGUCAGCGAUAUAGCCACGAUAAGUUGUAAAUAUAAGGAAAUACGUAGAAUAACAGAUACCGCGAUCGGGUUCUUACCCCAAGUUCCAUUUAAGUUGGAGGAGAUAAUGCGGUUGCCUUCGAAUCUGGAAUUCAUUCAAGUGGAAUGCUAUGAUGCAUCGGCUCAUCGAAUUUACGUGGACUAUCAUUUCUUUGGAGUGGAUAAGAACGAAUCCAAAGUGAGUGCACCAACAGGAAAGAACUAUAAGAGAGUAAGAUUAAAUGAGAGUGAGCCAAUCAGAAAGACGGAGCAACAAGAAGGACUCUCAGUAAUGAUUUUGGGCUUAGACAGUGUCUCCCAUUUAAAUUUUUUGAGGCAAAUGCCCAAGACUUCCACUUACAUCAAGAAACACUUACCCCAUGUAGAAUUCUGGGGCUUUAACAAGGUGGGGGACAACACAUUUCCCAAUUUAGUGCCUUUACUGAGUGGUCUCGAUCAGCAGGAAUUAUACAUUUCAUGUGUGAAUAAAGUAAAGCCCGUUUUCGAUCGAUGCUCCUUUAUAUGGAAGAGAUUUAAACAAGCUGGCUACAAGACUGUGUUUGCAGAGGAUGUAGGUGAAAUCGCCAUGUUUAAUUAUUUCCAAAAAGGAUUCCGCAACGCGCCAACGGAUUACUACUUUCGACCCAUAAUGCUGGAAAUGGAAAAGAAUAUAGCUAACACUCGUGUUUUAAAUUUGAACCUCUGUAUGGGGGGUCGAAGAACCGCUGAUAUUCUUCUGGAAUACAUCCGUAAGCUAAUACCAAAAUUUCAAAGAGAACUUUUCUUCUCAUUCUUUUGGACAGUAACGUUAACUCAUGAUUACUUCAAUGCACCUACGCUCUUGGACGGACAAAUGGCUAGCCAGUUGAGAAAUUUGAAGGAAUCAGGAGUUCUGAAUAAGACUCUGGUAUUUCUCAUGUCGGAUCAUGGGUUAAGAUUUGGCUCCUUUCGAAAGACCUAUCAGGGCAUGAUGGAGGAGCGACAGCCACUGCUAACAAUUCUCUAUCCGGAUUGGCUUGCCGAAAGAUAUCCGGAAGCUGUGGCCAAUUUACAACUAAAUGCAAAGAGAUUAACCACACAUUUUGAUAUCCAUGCCACAAUGUUGCAUUUGCUCGAUAUGCGAAAUCUCGAGAAAGAACAAUUGCAGAUCAGUGCAGAAGAAAUGAAUGAACCGGAUAGUACACUGCCUCGCGGCAUUAGUCUAUUUCUGCCAGUUCCAGUGGAGAGGACAUGCGAGCAGGCGAACAUUGCCUCACAUUGGUGUACUUGCCAUGAGAGGCAGGAGAUGUUAACAAAUGAUGGACGAGUGCAGAGAGCCGCCCGUUAUUUAGUGCGUCUGAUCAAUGAUCGGCUUAAACCGCAUCCGCAAUGCCGCACGCUCUAUCUGAAUUCCAUAUUGCAGGCCUUUAUAGCCGCACCGCAUCACAAGAUUCUCAAGGAAUUGGAGAAUGACUAUGCUGUGGACAUAACUCUUAGACUGCAGACGAAACCGGGUCUGGGUGUUUUUGAGUCUACUGUGCGAAUGUCCGGCUAUACAACUGCUCUGACUGGCACAAUCAGCCGGAUUAAUCUGUAUGGAAGUCAAAGCUUUUGCAUCAAUGAUUCCACUCUGAAAAUGUUCUGCUAUUGUCAUAGGUAGAGAGAAGAUUAUGUUCUGGACCGGGGAAAGUUGAGAGCUGAAGACUGUCAAGUCAAGUCCAAAAUCCGUAGCCUUAGACAUUAAUAGUAAUCUUUAUUUAUUUCUAUGAAAUAAAUUAUUUAAUUGUAUAAAGAAUUGAUUCAGAUCCUUAGCUCAGCAAUGGAGCUCAUUCAAAUCUACACAUUGAUAUACUUAUAUGUAGUGAGAUUGCUAGAAUCCUUUUUGUUGACAAUAAAACUAAAUACUUAAUUAACUUAGAUUCGAAAACUCAACAAGCCGAUUCCGUUAACGGCUAAAAAAUAAAUAAUAUUAUAAAUAUAUGUAAUUGUAUGUAGUAAAACUUAUAAUAUACAUAUGUGCGAUUAGGCAAUUGAAUUUGAGAAACUAUAAGUAAAGAAUGUCAAAUAUAAGUAUGUAGGAGUACAUGAACAUUAUAAA